CUAUCCUCUUCCAAUUACUCUCUCCAUCUUUUUAUGUCUCCUACCUUGAGAAUAGAUUUUUCUCCUUAUGGCUCGAAUUUCAACUUCCUUAAUCAAACAUCAUUAAUUUCUCCAAAUUUUCUUCAACGGUACUUAAGUCGUUACUCAGUUACUCUAAGGUUUGUCUUGUAGGUGGAUAGACUGUACCCCUGGAAAGAUCAACUUUAAGGGUAUACAGGGAUGCAGAAGAGUGCAACAAAUCGUCAGAUAUCGUGCAUUGGGUCUAUGCCUUGGUGGGUUGCUGCAGGACCACAAGAUGAACAAAUAAAUUCACCGAAUCUCAAUCAAAUCGAUUGGGUGGGCGAGCACCAAAAGUCUCAGCAUGUUAUGAGUGGAACACCAGAGAAAGAAAAACAAGGAGCCUUCCAACUUUCCUUUUCUGCUGAGGAGAACAAUAACUCUUUGAAAGAAAUCAAUGGGCAUGAUCAUCAAUCAAACAGUUUCAAGCAUUUCUCUCCUCCCCAACAGAAGAGUUAUGUUGAGCUUGGACUUGGUCAACCAAUGGUAAGUGAUGUCUAUGCAAAUUAUCCCAUUGUCGACCAUUGCCAUGGAUUAUUUGCAGUUUAUGGGACUCAGCCUACGGGGCGUGCUAUGCUGCCAUUUAGUGUGACAACUGAAGAUGGACCGAUCUAUGUAAACCCAAAACAGUAUCAUGGAAUUCUACGUCGCCGGAAAAUGAGAGCAAAGGAAGGGAUGAAAAACAGGUCAACCAAAGAUAAGCCGUAUGUUCAUGAAUCGCGGCAUCGCCAUGCUUGCCGUCGAGCAAGGGGUGCCGGUGGACGCUUCCUCAACACCAAGAAUCAUGAGAAUGAGAAGAGUAAAGAGGAAACAAAAAAGAUAUCUGAACAGCUGACCUUUCCUUGCUCGCAUUCAUCAGGGUCUGAAGUUGUUCAGUCUGAUGGUGGAAACUUGAACUCCUCAAAGGAGAUAUCUGAUUGCAAAAGCUCAAACUUUUCUAGCUCUGAAGUGACUAGCAUGUAUUAUAACAAAGAGUUUGAUUGCUUUGGAAUCAAUCCUGGUCGUCCUUUUGCUAUCCACCCUUUACAAAAUAUGGAAGGAAGCAGGCAGGGCGGUAACUGGGUUACAGUAGUUGAUGGCUGCUGCAACCUUUUUAAAGUUUAAGAGAGAAAAGGACAUUAAAAAGGGAUGGUUGCUUUAAUUGUGGAAUAGUUUUCUGGAUUAGCAGCCAUUCUGUCCCUUAAGCCGCUUGGUUCCAGAUUCUGUAAGAAGCGGUCAUUCUCUCUCACACUCUCUUCCAUUUGGUUGUGUUAUCGAAUGGCAAGUCAUCCUUUGGCUAUGAGGUCUUGUUUGUUGCUCAGUUGGAAUUCUGGAGCUGCAUGGUUUCAGAGUGGUUGCAGUGACAACAGACCUCUCUGUAUCAUAGUAAGAAACUUUAAUCCUAAAGGAUUAUUUUUUUUAUUAAUGUUUGUAACAUAGGUUUGCUGGGUUGCUUAACUUUGAAUCUCAGUAUAUGCUUGUAUUAUAGUUUGAUUGUCAUGUGUAUCAGAAAAUGCUACUUUGAAAUAUUUGUAAUUAAUCAUAUUCUGAUUUGUGAGUA
Messenger RNA from Spinacia oleracea (spinach), 1597 nucleotides. Its product is annotated as nuclear transcription factor Y subunit A-10. The record is from RefSeq and is a predicted model, not a curated record. Lineage: Eukaryota; Viridiplantae; Streptophyta; Magnoliopsida; Caryophyllales; Amaranthaceae. Gene Ontology annotation, biological process: regulation of DNA-templated transcription. The coding region runs from base 220 to 1161 and encodes 313 amino acids. Gene Ontology annotation, molecular function: DNA-binding transcription factor activity. The transcript is spliced from 6 exons.